AUGUCAGUCAAGCGUAAGUCUAGUCGAGUGAACACCGGCAUGAAGCUCGUCGGAAUCAAGACCGUCGAUGACCAGUUCAAAACGGCCGUCGCCCCACUUUGCGAGUCAAUCGCCAUGCGUAAUAAGCUCGAAGCAGCUCUGAUCGACUGGCAAGAAGAAUGCGGACUGGGCCCUGCUGGUACUAUUCGACAAGGAAUCCGUCUCAUACAUUCACGAAUGAUGACACUGGCUGUGAACUGUAAGUUACCUAUGAGUUAG
This is a messenger RNA of Ostertagia ostertagi, 258 nucleotides long. The record is from the annotation of a GenBank genome assembly. NCBI's taxonomy places the organism in Eukaryota, Metazoa, Nematoda, Chromadorea, Rhabditida, Trichostrongylidae.